Messenger RNA from Linderina pennispora, 771 nucleotides. RefSeq names its product 14-3-3 protein. Gene Ontology annotation, biological process: signal transduction. Gene Ontology annotation, cellular component: cytoplasm. The record is from RefSeq and is a predicted model, not a curated record. Lineage: Eukaryota; Fungi; Kickxellomycota; Kickxellomycetes; Kickxellales; Kickxellaceae. The annotation marks the transcript as partial. The transcript has 2 exons.
AUACCCAUGUCGCGCGAAGAUAACGUGUACCUUGCCAAGCUGGCCGAGCAGGCCGAGCGCUACGACGAGAUGGUCGAGAGCAUGAAGAAGGUUGCUGCCGAGGAGCAGGAGCUGUCUGUCGAGGAGCGCAACCUGCUGUCUGUUGCUUACAAGAACGUGAUCGGCGCGCGGCGGGCGUCGUGGCGCAUCAUCUCGUCAAUUGAGCAGAAGGAGUCAUCGAAGGGCAACACUGAGCACGUCGAGAUUGUGGCGAAGCAGCGCAAGGUGGUUGAGAAGGAGCUGGCAGACAUCUGCAAGGACAUCCUGGCCGUGCUGGACUCGAGCCUGAUUGGCAGUGCGUCGACCGGCGAGUCGAAGGUGUUCUACCUGAAGAUGAAGGGCGACUACUACCGCUACCUGGCCGAGUUCGAGACCGACGCGGCGCGCAAGGACGCAUCGGAUAAGUCGCUGGAGGCGUACAAGCAGGCGUCGGAGACGGCCACGGCGGAGCUGGCGCCGACCCAUCCGAUCCGGCUGGGCCUGGCCCUCAACUUCUCGGUGUUCUACUACGAGAUCUUCAACUCUCCCGAGCGCGCGUGCCACCUGGCGAAGCAGGCAUUCGAUGAUGCUAUUGCCGAGCUCGACACAUUGUCUGAGGACUCGUACAAGGACUCGACGCUGAUCAUGCAGCUGCUGCGGGACAACCUGACGCUGUGGACCUCGGAUAUCCAGGACUCUACCGACGCCGCGCCCAAGGACGGUGCCGAGGAGUCUGAGGACAAGGCCGAGGAG